UUCUGAAGUCGCGUUUGAUUCGUCAUUCAGUUGCGCGACGCUCGUCUUUUUGCGUCAUUUCCUGUUACGCCGUCCGGCGUCUCCAACGGCCUGCUGAACAACAUGCCCAAGUUUUACUGCGAUUACUGCGAUACAUACCUCACCCAUGACUCUCCAUCUGUGAGAAAAACACACUGCAGUGGCAGAAAACACAAAGAGAAUGUGAAAGACUACUAUCAAAAGUGGAUGGAAGAGCAGGCUCAGAGCCUGAUUGACAAAACAACCGCUGCAUUUCAACAAGGUAAAAUUCCUCCUACUCCAUUCUCUGCUCCUCCUCCUGCAGGGGCUAUGAUCCCACCUCCACCAAGUCUCCCGGGUCCUCCUCGCCCUGGUAUGAUGCCUGCACCCCAUAUGGGAGGCCCUCCCAUGAUGCCAAUGAUGGGCCCUCCUCCUCCUGGGAUGAUGCCUGUAGGACCAGCUCCUGGAAUGAGGCCACCAAUGGGAGGCCACAUGCCAAUGAUGCCUGGGCCCCCAAUGAUGAGACCUCCUGCCCGUCCCAUGAUGGUGCCCACUCGGCCUGGAAUGACUCGACCAGACAGAUAAGGAGAGAGAAGAACUUCUUUCAGUUUUUAUUACUUAUUGUACUUCACCAGGAGGUCAUGGUGCUGUGACUCUGGGUGUUUUCUGCCAGCAUGGCAAGGAAGAUUUGAUCCUCCUUCCUAUCGAAGAGAAUAGUUUUGGAGUAAGAGGGACAAAAAAAAAGUGAUUUUUGUUUGUAUUGUGAAAAUAAACAACAACAUUUUUAGUUAACAGUU
This is a messenger RNA of Erinaceus europaeus (western European hedgehog), 794 nucleotides long. RefSeq names its product small nuclear ribonucleoprotein polypeptide C (gene SNRPC). Gene Ontology annotation, molecular function: pre-mRNA 5'-splice site binding; zinc ion binding. The coding region runs from base 103 to 582 and encodes 159 amino acids. Gene Ontology annotation, biological process: mRNA 5'-splice site recognition; mRNA splicing, via spliceosome; spliceosomal snRNP assembly. The record is from RefSeq and is a predicted model, not a curated record. Lineage: Eukaryota; Metazoa; Chordata; Mammalia; Eulipotyphla; Erinaceidae. The transcript is spliced from 6 exons. Gene Ontology annotation, cellular component: nucleus; U1 snRNP.